AUGGCGAUCACUGUACGAGCAGUAAGCCCUGCUACAACAGUCAAGGACACAUAUCACUCAGAGGGUAAAAAUAAAUGAGUGAAUUUAAUAGCCAACUAAGGCUCACAAGACUCGCAUAAGGAUUUCGGGACAAUCAAACAGGCCUAAACAAUUCCCAAACACUUCUAAUUUUAGUAGUUCAUAACAUAUCUUAUAACAUGCAGUCUUUUUUUCUACCUAAAGAACAGAAUUGAGUUCAGAAUUGGCAUUUAUAUUUUGUUUGCUGGAAAAUGAUCCAUAUCCUAAAAACUUUUAAAACUGCCUCCAAAAGGUUAUUUCAAAAUAUCCCCAUUUCCUCAUAGCUAAAAUUUAAUUGUCCGAAUUUUCGCCGAAACCCGCUGGACAAUCAUAGUCAGACAAGCGUUCAUGUUGCAGCCGGUUCAGCUUAGAAGAGUCGAGACACGGCAAACUUUACUUUCUUUUAGAUCAUUCGAGGUUGGAAUUAAUAACAUCUCACAGUCUUACUUUGAAAUCUGACACCGUAGCGAAACCUCUUCUAAUGACUAAACGCUGAUAAAUAACAUUUUAAAAAAUGUAUUACAAGUACCGAAGAUGUUUCUACUUGCUUCGCUCGAAAAUUUUCAAAUUUUGUUGCGACAUACAGGGAUCGCAUUUGAUUGGCUGUCUGUGAGUUUCUUUGAUUAUUGACCAACCAGAAUGUCUUAUUUGUUACUUUCUUUGUGCUGAAUUAACCCUCUUCUGCACUAAAUUAGCUCUCUUCUGCACUGAAUUACUUGAAAACUGCAUUUAUCUUAAGCAAACAGAACUGAGUAAUUUUCCAAUGUAUAUUAUUAACUCUAGAAUUAAACGGCUCGUUUUACUUGGCACAAGAACGUUGCAAAUAGUUUAUUGCGUGUUUUAUUUGCAUAGUUUCCUUUCUGGCUCUGUGACUUUUUUCGAAUUUGAUUUGAGAAUAUAUCCCUAUUUCUACAUACUAAUGAUAAUUUUAUUUUCGUUUUUUUUUUGUUUUGUUUUGUUUUCUAGACGAUUUCUUGAAUGAAUUACUUUGGACUGGAGUCAGAGAUACAAAAUUGCCAAAUCGUACCUACCUUAUCGCUUCUAUCAAAUCCAAAGACGGAGAAGACAUUUUCAAUAAGCGCUUCAAAAACGAACCUUUUCUAAAACAUGCAGAAGCAGUAAUGCUUUGCGAUGAUGACUUUGGUGACGCAGUGGCUGUUCACCAUGACAUUGAAAUCACUCUGACUUUAAACUACUCACCCUGUAGUAGCUGUGCAUGUGAAUUAAAAAUUUUAUGA
Messenger RNA from Pocillopora meandrina, 1295 nucleotides. NCBI's taxonomy places the organism in Eukaryota, Metazoa, Cnidaria, Anthozoa, Scleractinia, Pocilloporidae. The record is from the annotation of a GenBank genome assembly.